Messenger RNA from Nasonia vitripennis (jewel wasp), 1263 nucleotides. It is a transcript of the gene Or2, whose product is annotated as odorant receptor 2. The record is from RefSeq and is marked inferred. Gene Ontology annotation, molecular function: odorant binding; olfactory receptor activity. The coding region runs from base 1 to 1263 and encodes 420 amino acids. Gene Ontology annotation, cellular component: plasma membrane. The transcript is spliced from 5 exons. NCBI's taxonomy places the organism in Eukaryota, Metazoa, Arthropoda, Insecta, Hymenoptera, Pteromalidae. Gene Ontology annotation, biological process: detection of chemical stimulus involved in sensory perception of smell; sensory perception of smell.
AUGACGUCGAAAGUCAGCCCGAAGCUCGAGAAAGCGCCGUUGGCCUACGUCAACGAGCAGUACCUGGCCGACACGGAGUACGUAGUGCGCGUCGCCAAGACACUUCUCAUGCCCAUCGGCAUCUGGCCCCGUUACGGGGACAACAGUACCCUCAGCAACGCCAUAAUCUACAUCCGCGUCUGCCUGAUCUUCUGCCUGAUGCUGUUCCUGCUGACGCCCCACUUCAUCUGGACAUGGUUCAAAGCCGAGGACCUGCGCAAGCUCAUGAAGAUCAUCGCCGCGCAGGUCUUCAGCUCGCUGGCGGUCCUCAAGUUCUGGACGCUGAUCUUGAACAAGCAGGACAUCCGCUACUGCCUCGAGAUCAUGGAGAACGACUACAGGGUGGUCGAGUCCGAGGAGGACCGACAGAUCAUGCUGAAGAACGCCAAGAUCGGCAGGUUCUUCACCACGGCCUAUCUGGGACUGUCUUACGGCGGAGCUUUGCCCUAUCACAUCAUCAUGCCUCUGCUGCAGCCCAGAGUCUUGAGGUCCGACAACACGACCAUGAUUCCGCUGCCCUAUCCCAGCGAGUACGUCUUCUUCAUCGUCGAGGACUCGCCGCUUUACGAGAUCGUCUUCGUCACCCAGAUCCUCAUAAGCAGUAUCAUCCUCUCGACUAACACCGGCGUCUACAGCCUCAUCGCUUGCGUUGUCAUGCACUGCUGCUGUCUGUUCGAGGUGACGAGUAAUCGGGCGGAGAAACUGCUGAGGGGUAUGAAGUACGAUAAGAGCAAAAUCAGCCCGGAGCUGGGGAAAAAAUUGAGCGAACUCAUCGACUUUCACGUGAAAGCUAUACAGUAUGCUGAAACCAUGGAGAAUGCAUUAAACAUAGUAAUGCUGUCCGAGAUGGGUGGCUGCACGAUAAUUAUUUGUUUUUUGGAAUAUGGUAUUUUGCAGGAUCUAGAAGACAGAGAAUAUUUGGGUAUGGUGACCUACAUCAUGCUAAUGACAUCGAUCUUUGUAAACGUAUUUAUUCUAUCGUAUGUCGGCGACAAAGUCAAAGAACAGAGCGAGGCGAUUGGAUUUUCUGCUUACUCCAUGCAAUGGGUCGACUUACCAAAUGAAUUUAUCAUGAAAGAUCUGAAGUUUGUCAUGGCGAGAGCUAAUCAACCUACAAGACUGACAGCAGGGAAACUCUUCGACUUGUCACUUCAGGGAUUCUGUGAUGUGGCAAAAACAUCAAUGGCAUACUUGAAUUUCCUUCGAACGCUAGAAAUCACGUAA